Fonticula alba is the source of this 228-nucleotide messenger RNA. RefSeq lists its product as hypothetical. Bases 1 to 228 code for a protein of 75 amino acids. NCBI's taxonomy places the organism in Eukaryota, Rotosphaerida, Fonticulaceae. The transcript is spliced from 2 exons. The record is from RefSeq and is a predicted model, not a curated record.
AUGACUUAUGGUGGUCCUGGCUGGGGCCCCCUCGUCGGCUGGCGCCUCGUUCACUUUGCUGCCCAGAGGUCAGCACCGGCCACCACCGGCCACCACUGGCCACCACUGGCCGGCAACGGCGCCAACGAUGGCGCGCAUGUGUUCACGCAGCCCCAGUCCGUUCCUGGGCCUCUCGCGCCGCGGGUGGUGUUGGUGGCGGCGGCGGCCACACGCCUCGGCAGACGGUGA